Haliotis rubra (blacklip abalone) is the source of this 2640-nucleotide messenger RNA. RefSeq names its product 2',3'-cyclic-nucleotide 3'-phosphodiesterase-like. Gene Ontology annotation, cellular component: cytoplasm; membrane. NCBI's taxonomy places the organism in Eukaryota, Metazoa, Mollusca, Gastropoda, Lepetellida, Haliotidae. The record is from RefSeq and is a predicted model, not a curated record. Gene Ontology annotation, molecular function: 2',3'-cyclic-nucleotide 3'-phosphodiesterase activity. Gene Ontology annotation, biological process: cyclic nucleotide catabolic process.
AAUGAAAAAAGUCGUACAUCGAUCAUAUGGAACUUAAAUUAUGCUAUUACAUAAUUGCCUUUCAGUUUAUAGGCUGAAAUUGUCAAUUUUAGAGCAUAUGCUGCUAAGCUCCUUUCAGUUCAGUUCAAGGUCAUAGCGUGUUGUGUAAUGUUAUCUGUUUUACGUACUGAGCUGUCGUGCCUUGACAGUGUUUGUGAGAUGUUUGAUCGUUGCUGUAGACAAUGGUGAACUAUCGGAAUGUUUUGUAAUGGGCACAAUGUGGAAAUUCUGCAUGACACAUUCUGCAACAUUACCAAGUUAACCAGUAAAUAGACUCUUGAACAAUGGCAGCUUGCACUGGAAACUCUCAACUAGAUCCUAUGGCCACAGGAAAAGAAGGUGAGCAGCUGUUGGUUGACUUGGAAAAACUAUCCUUACAGAAGGAGGAACACACUGUGUUGAAGAAAGUAGACCCAACUUUGGAUUUUCCAUACUUGACUGAAUUAAAUACAGUAAAACAUAUCAAGGAGAGAAAGGUGAUGUUCUUGUUGCGUGGUUUACCUGGAUCAGGCAAGUCUACAAUUGUUUCCAAUCUUCAGUAUGUUUACCCAACUUCUGUGAAGUGUUCUGCAGAUGACUUUUUCCUUGUCAAAGGUCAAUACAAAUUUGAUGCUGCACGAUUACAGGAAGCUCAUGGAUGGUGCCAGACAAAGGCACGCUAUGCCUGUGAGUCAGGUACUCCUGUUGUUAUCAUUGACAACACAAAUGUGCUCAGGGAAAUGCAGUUCUACUUAAAUUUAGCGCAUCGGACAAACUACACAGCCAUUACAGUAAUUCAGAAAACAUCUUGGCGUUUUAGUCCUGAUGUACUUGCAAGGAGGAAUAAGCAUGGUGUCAGUGAACAUAUUCUAAGAGAAAAGGUUCAUCAGUUUGAGAACAAGGCUCCAGUAUACUAUGGUUGGUUCUUGACAGAGGAAUCAAGUAAAUAUAUACGGUUCAUAGCUAAACACCUGUAUGAGGAGUGUCGGAAGCAUUUUCCGGAUUACUGCAGGUCUAUUCUGGAGGUGUAUCGUAAGAAAUAUCAGAAGCCUUCACAAGAGAAUGAGAAAAGCCAACUAAAGCUACACUUUCCAUGGAAGUCUGAUGAUCUUCUGCACUGUACAGCCAAGUUCUGCAACAAAGGGAGAGCACUUGGUGCUUCAACAUACCACACCAGACAGGAUGUUGCAGACAAUGUCGGAAAGGCCUUCAGACUUAAGGUAGUGGGCUUCACCUUCUCACAAAACACUGUAGCAGGAAGAAUAUGUCUGAGUGAGGAGCAACGUGCUCUCUUUGACAAACCAGAAGAGAGAGAAAGAGAUGAGGUGAUUGCCAGGAACAAAGCUGUGAAUGCAAGGUUAGCACAAAUGUCAAAAUAUCAAACAAGAAUUAAGGAUAAAAUACUCUCUCCUGCAGCUGCAACAUCAAAACCAGCUACCCUUCCCCACCUAAGGGGUUCGGUCGAAGCGCAGCACUUGACUGUUUGUUGUUCACAGGGUGUGCAAAACAGUCACACUAUUCAUGAUCUGCUGGACAUCUGUGACAUGGAGAGUGCUGGUGAGAUGGGUCAUGGUGUGAAGGUGGCCGGGGGUGAGGCGGUGUAUCUUGGGGAGGGGUUCUGUGUCGUCUACCUGUACAGACCAAUAUAUGUAACAACACUCUACUCCCCAUAUCAUGUUUAAGUAUGUGUGAGCCUACUGUUACUAGGGCUGGCUAUGGAUUUAAAUUACAGAGAUGGAUAAUUGUAACUAAAAAUCAAUUAUCGAUAUUUAUCGGAGAAGUAACUUUGAGCCAAAAUGCAAAAAAAUGUCUGAAAUAAAUACAUUUCAUGCCACUAAAUCAGUGACAUGUUUAUGCAUGGGUUACUAACAACACAGCAUCCUGAGCAUAAUUUAGGAGAAUCAUGUGAUUAAAAACUUAACUUUGUAGAUUAAAAUGUUAUUCUAUCACAAAGCCUUAUAUAUACGAUAUUAUCGAUGACACCAUUUUCAUAUUGAUAAUCAUGAAUAAUUUUUCCUAUCGAUGACAUUUCCGAAUAUCAAUCAUUUUUAGCCAGCCCUAGCUGUUACUGUUAUGAAAUACUCCAUGGCAGCACUGUAUUUUCAUAUACACUAGAUAUAACAAGUGUCUUAAGGUCAGACAGCCAUCACCAUCUCUCAAAGGAACUACAUGUCAUUAUUUUUACAAUUUCACUAAUUUUUUAGCAUCUUUAUUUUAUAUUUUCUGGACAUAUUUGCCUUUUCAUCCAGCUGAUGCAGGCAAUUGUUUAGGUAUCCAAUAUGAGGACAUUUCAUUAUUAUCCAGAACUAGCUGAAGUACUAGUGUUAGUCUCGAUAUAGAAUAUAUGAUAGUAUAUGAAUCAUUUUCAGAAUUGGUAACACAUAUAUGUUGUGGAAAUAUGAAAAUAUAUUUUCUUUUAUGGCUUUGGUUGGUACACUUCCCUUGGUUUCACCUCCUGUUUUCAAUAUUUACUUCAUAAAAUGACUCAGAUUUCAUAAAUUUGGCUUUAAGACAUGACUAUGUUGCUUUUGCUCUGUCCCAGCUCUAGUACAAUAUAGAACAAACUUUAAGAUAACAACUUCUUUUAUUCGUGAGUGCGACGUUUCGAUACAGAUUCUUGUA